Babesia bigemina is the source of this 390-nucleotide messenger RNA. RefSeq lists its product as hypothetical. The coding region runs from base 1 to 390 and encodes 129 amino acids. The record is from RefSeq and is a predicted model, not a curated record. The transcript has a single exon. Lineage: Eukaryota; Apicomplexa; Aconoidasida; Piroplasmida; Babesiidae.
AUGGCCGCCUUUUACCGCAUUCUUUUCCUCUUCCUACUCUCCUUUUUCCUACAUGAGCAGGUUAACGCCGGCACGAUGACGCUGGAGAAAGCCCGCAAGCACUUCUCUGGCACAUCGGCAUUCCGUGGUUCUGACUAUGACAGUAGGAUGGGUCACAAUGCCCACGAAGGUAAAACAUUUAAUGCUUUAUACAACAAAUAUGCAGGUUCAAUCCUAGAUUACGAUCAGCAGCUCGCCGGUUUUACCCAAUCGGGGUCAGGACCCUACGAGGACGACAGGCCGAUCAAGCUCUCCAAGCAUGACUUUAUGUGCCAGAGCCUGUUCGCAGCUGGGCUUCCAGUAGGCGCUGAUUGCCGCACCCGUGGCCCCGGACGUUACGUACUUGCUUGA